Molecule: messenger RNA, 1694 nt
Organism: Marmota flaviventris (yellow-bellied marmot)
Lineage: Eukaryota; Metazoa; Chordata; Mammalia; Rodentia; Sciuridae
Gene: Cryzl1
Product: crystallin zeta like 1
Molecular function (GO): oxidoreductase activity
Source: RefSeq, a predicted model, not a curated record
AUGUUAUGUGUCUGGAGAAAAGGGACUGUGGGCGAAAGAUGGAGAGACAUCCCGAGGAACAGUGUAACCCUGGGAGAGCUGGUGGUUCGUGAAGCUCCCCAGCCUUGGACUCACUCGGGCUCUGGCCUACCUAGCUGAGGCUACUGAGGGGCGGGUGACUAUGAAAGGCUUAUAUUUUCAACAGAGUUCCACAAAUGGAGAAAUAACAUUUGUAUUUCAAGAAAAGGAAAAUCUUCCUAUUACAGAGGAUAACUUUGUGAAACUCCAAGUUAAAGCUUGUGCUUUGAGCCAAAUAAAUACAAAGCUUCUGGCGGAAAUGAAGAUGGAAAAGGAUUUCUUUCCUGUUGGAAGAGAAGUUGCUGGAAUUGUUUUGGAUGUUGGAACCAAGGUAUCAUUCUUUCAACCAGAUGAUGAAGUAGUUGGAAUUUUGCCCCUGGAUUCUGAAGACCCUGGACUUUGUGAAGUGAUUAGAGUACAUGAACAUUACUUGGUCCAUAAACCAGAAAAGGUUACAUGGACAGAAGCUGCUGGAGCUAUUCGGGAUGGAGUGCGAGCUUAUACAGCCCUGCAUUAUCUUUCUCAUCUCUCUCCUGGAAAAUCUGUGCUGAUAAUGGAUGGAGCAAGUGCAUUUGGCACAAUAGCCAUUCAGUUAGCACACCACAGAGGAGCCAAAGUGAUUUCAACAGCAUACAGCCUAGAAGACAAGCAGUGCCUUGAAAGACUUAGGUCUUCUAUAGCCCGAGUGAUUGAUGUAUCGAAUGGGAAGGUUGAUGUUGCUGAAAGCUGUUUGGAAGAAACAGGAGGCCUGGGAGUAGAUAUUGUUCUAGAUGCUGGAGUGAGAUUAUAUAGUAAAGAUGAUGAACCAGCUAUAAAAUCACAACUACUACCACAUAAACAUGAUAUCAUCACGCUUCUUGGUGUUGGAGGCCAUUGGAUAACAAGAGAAGAAAGCCUUCAGUUGGAUCCUCCAGAUAGCCAUUGCCUUUUCCUCAAGGGAGCAACGGUGGCUUUCCUUAAUGAUGAAAUUUGGAAUUUGUCAAAUGUACAACAGGGAAAAUAUCUUUGCAUUUUAAAAGAUGUGAUGGAGAAGUUAUCAGCUGGUGUUUUUAGACCUCAGUUGGAUGAACCUAUUCCACUGUACGAGGCAAAAGUUUCCAUGGAAGUUGUUCAAAAAAAUCAAGGAAGAAAAAAGCAAGUUGUUCAAUUUUAAUCUUCUUCUUUCUCAGACCUCAGCUGGAUGAACCAUCACAGUAUUUGAAGCCAGAGUUUUCCUUGGAAAUUGGGAUAAAUCAAGGAAGAUAUAAGCAAGUUGUUCAGUGUUUAAGCAUGUUUUCUGGUUCACAAGAUGUUUGGUUAUUUGACAUAUUUGAAAAAUAUUUUCCAAUUUAUUGUGCAGGUGAUCCAAGAUAAUUCUAUAACAUUUGAAGGGGGUACUCUGGAAGCCAUUUUUAGUUUUUUUUUUUUUUUUUUUCCCACACAUUUUCCUCUCCUAUAAAAUUCUUCUAAUGGGAAAAACUUCUGCUUUCAGCAAAAUCCACACCAUUCUACUGAGUCUGUUACAGGCCUUGUUAUACUGUGAAAGUAAUGCUAUUAAUUAUGUAUUAAUUCCAUUUUAAACAACUUAACAAGCCUUUCUGUGCUGUCAAAAUUCAAGUUUUUCAAUAUAUUUUCAGGUCUCAAAAGUAUCUAACUCA